Messenger RNA from Knipowitschia caucasica, 351 nucleotides. The record is from the annotation of a GenBank genome assembly. Lineage: Eukaryota; Metazoa; Chordata; Actinopteri; Gobiiformes; Gobiidae.
AUGUGGUUCAGGGCUGAUGUCUUCAGAACGUCCAGCUGCUCCUUUCCCAGGAUCCCCUCUCCUGUGGGAGACAGAGAACACUCCGCUUCAAAUAUUGUCCGCAACAUUGAGACGAGCUUCGAGCGACAGCAGAGGGGUCUAACUGGCCGGCUGGGGGUCAGCGACAGCCCACCUCUGAGCCAUGAGCGGCAGCGCGGACACAGGCAGCAGAUACGGCUGCUUCAUGUGACUGAGAGCCAGGGAUGUUGGGGCUCGACUGAUACUGCCUGUGCUCAGCAUAGCAAAUGUGGCUGGCAGCGGCGGUGGAGAGGGUUGGGGGGUGGGGGGAUGGAGAACCAGAGCGGGAGGUAA